Molecule: messenger RNA, 17323 nt
Organism: Symphalangus syndactylus (siamang)
Lineage: Eukaryota; Metazoa; Chordata; Mammalia; Primates; Hylobatidae
Gene: TULP4
Product: TUB like protein 4
Molecular function (GO): protein binding
Source: RefSeq, a predicted model, not a curated record
GGGCGGCGCGAGGGGGCGUCUGACCCGGGCCCGGCGGCCGUAACCGCUGCUUGGCUGUGGGAGCCUUUUGUCUCCGCGUGUGAGAAAAUGGGGCGAAAGCUGAGCGCGAGGCGGGCGUGCGUGUGGGGUGGUGCGUGUGGUGUGUGUGUGAGAUCGGGAGGCGUUUGGCUUGGAGCCAUUUUUUUUUCUUAAUUGUGGAGACAGAAAAUCCCUGAAAACGGUUUCCCCAGGGAGACUGGGCUGCGCUCCUCCUCUUCCUCCCCGGCGUCGGGCCCGAGCGGCUUCCCCGGCCGCGCCGCCACCUCCCCUGCCGGGCCCGUCUCCCCAGCCCGCCUGCCCCACCUUCCGCGAAGCCCCCGGGCGAGCCGGCUGUCUGCAGAGCGGGCCCGGUCACCUGUCGUGGCAGCUGCAUGGAAAUCCCAGCGCUUCUGCUGUCUGGAGUCUGUGCUGUUUCCUCUGGCAAAUCACGGAGAUUCUGCUCCGAGCACCAACCCUUCCUCUUUGCCAUGCGCUCCACAACACAGAGCAGGACGCCGAUUCCGAAGUUUGACCCGCUUGGGGCAAUUAGCUAGGAGGUGUCUGCUUCUUCCUGUGGCGACACCGCUUCAGGGAUGAGAAGUGAGGAUUCCGGAAGAGUCUGAGAGAAGGCUGGAAGAAGGCUGGAGGGUGGUGUCAUGGGAUGCAUGUGCAGAUUCAGAAGUGGCGGGUGCAGAAGAAGAGCGUCCAGGACAAGCAGCUGUCUCUGUGCCACAUCAUUUGGCACCCUGUGAUGUCACCUUGCUUUUCAGGAGUGCAGCCAGUUGUGGACAUUUUGGAAUUGUUUUGCUUUUGGAAUGGGUGUUGGGGUGAAGCAUUCUUCUGCUGGGUUUUCAGUUGUAGCUCUAACUAGCCACAUCACUUCAGCCAAGUCAUUUCUCUCUGGGCCUUAGAUGUUUCCUCUGUGAGGAGGGAGUUGCCACAUCCACCUAGGAUAUUGUUAGAGCCCGUGUGGCAAAAUGAUGAUCUUUCAAAAUCUUUACUCGUCAUCAUCACUCAGAAUAAUACCAUACAUGUGGAGGUUGAGGGCAAGGAAGUAAAACAGAUGUAUCUCUAUCUUUGUGUCCCUGUGUCUGUGUAUGAUUGAUGUGCCAGACUGAACAUCCCACCAGUUUAAAUUACCUGUGGUACUUCAGAAACCUGCUGCCAGUUUGUUAGAUAUAUUUUUAGGUUGACAUAAGAUCUUUUGUUUAGCCUUUCAGCAGUUUAGCAUUUUUGGAUUUAAUAUCAGGACUUGAACUGUUUAACAGCAACCCCUGAAAGGCUAUGACGGGUUGUUAGUAACUUGACUAAAGCACUAAUUACAACUGGGCCUAAGCUGGGGGACUGUCUCCUAAGAACUAGACACUCAUGGAGUGAAUGGCUAAGUGAGCCUAGCCAACCACUUAAGGUUUCAACCUCAAGGUGGUUUUAUUAUCCUCUGCUUAAUUUAUAAAUAGUAACUCCUGAGCUGCUAAAGACUUUAUUCCUUUGUGAAAAAUACUCUAGAGAAGAAAGGCAAUUAUUAGUGCUAUUGAUGGAGGUAAAUAUUCUGAGGGUUAUUAGCCAGAAAAUAGAAAUUUUGGCUAAAUUAAAGAAUAGGUAUUAAAUUUGGUAGUGGCUUGGGUCUAUAAUGGAAUGAAGCUAUCAAAAAGAAAAAAACUAAUUAGCUGGGCAUGAUGGCAUGUGCCUGUUUUCCCAGCUACCCGGGAGAGGAAGGUGGGAAGAUCGCUUGAGCCUGAGAGGUUGAGGUUGCAGUGAGCCAUGUUUACACCACUGCACUUCAGCCUGGGCGACAGAGGGAGACCCUGUCUCAACAACAACAACAGCAGGCUGGGCGCGGUGGCUCACACCUGUAAUCACAGCACUUUGGGAGGCCAAGGCGGGCGGAUCACCUGAGGUCAGGAGUUAGAGACCAGCCUGGCCAACAUGGUGAAAUCUCGUCUCUACUAAAAAUACAAAAAUUACCCAGGCGUGGUGGCAGGUGCCUGUAAUCCCAGCUACUGGGGAGGCUGAGCCAGGAGAAUUGUUUGAAUCCAGGAGGAAGAGGUUGCAGUGAACCGAGAUUGCACCGCUGCACUCCAGCCUGGGGGGAUAGAGUGAGACUCUGUCUCAAAAACAAAAACAAAAAACAAAAAACCAGAAUAAAGAAAAAACUUAACAAAACUUUACUCAUGAAGUAAAAGACAAAACUUCAGUGAAAUUUAUGCAGCCUGUGGGGUUGGGCAGGCGCAGAGGAACUGCGGCCUUAACAGAAUCACAUUCAGGAAAAGCGUAGGAGCCCAUUCAGAGGUUUUUACGGGCUCUGAGGUGGUGAGGGCAGUGGUGUGUGUCAUUGCUUAAAUGAACUUCAAUUUGAAGAAAGACUGCUCUGAUAUUUCUGGGAACUAGUGCCAUUUGAGAAUUUAGAAAUUUAUAUGUAUGUUGGUUUGUCAUCUUCACACCAAAAUCUACUUUAUUUGCACAUCAGUCAUAAAGGUGUUUUACCUGUUUGGCUUAUUUGUGUGUUUAAAAUUAAAACUCAAACCAUUUUCCCUCUCCAGAAAAUGUGGCUUGUGUGGUAUGACGUCUUACUGGAGUUGGGGGAAGGCUUGGUGGGCACCUGAAUAAACAUCGAUCUAGGGAAGAUGCACCUGGAGGGCUGCCUGGACAAGUCCCUGACGCUACUAGAUUGCCUACUUUCAAAGGACUAGGAAACAUUUUUUCAGCUUUAAAGGAUUUAAAAGCCAGUGAUAUUUCAGAAUAGUGCUGAAAGAGCCCUGCUGUUGAAUGAACAUUGGGAUCACCGCAUGUGGGUUGUGGCAAACCCUUUAUCCCAUGAGGCCCUCUCUUCUCCAUGCCUCUUAGUUCUGCAGACCAUCAGUGCCGCCCCUGAAAUGUCCUGUCUUAAAUAGAAUGCCUUGAACCAUACCUCAGCAUCAAAAAUGUGGAGCCAGGGGAGCUCCAAGGACUGGGGAUUGUCAGUGCCUUCAAAAUGACAAGUUAGAAGUACUAAGGUAAAAGCAGAAAAGCAUCUGUGAGGGACUAACUUCAGGUAGUGCCUCUGACAACACAGAGCAAUCAAGUUACUACUGUGCAUUUAACAGGGCACACCUUUUAGCUCUGAAAGAACCUUAACUUUUUCAGUGCCUCCUUACCAGCACUAUCACCAUUGGUCUUUACAGCGUUCUUGAGAAAGGGCAGAGCAGAUAGUCUCUUCACUUGCAGAUGGGAAAGCUGACUUCGGGGAGCUGAGCCCCAUGCCAGGUCUCUCAGCCAGGAAAUAGCAGGUUAGCCAGAACCUGUCUUCUGAUUCCUGGUCUGAUUCUUUUUCCAUUUCACUUUCCCCACCCCUCCUUUUUAAAAGAAAUUUUAUUUUAUGACAACUUUACUUACUUGCUUAUUUAGAGCUUAACCUUCUCCCACAAAACAUUUGAGGUGGCUUAAAUGUAGUGACUAAAGAGGAAGUUGGCCGGGCGCGGUGGCUCACCCCUGUAAUCCCAGCACGUUGGGAGGCCGAGUUGGGCAGAUCACGAGGUCAGGAGAUCGAGACCAGCCUGGCCAACAUGGUGAAACCCCGUCCCUACUAAAAAAAAAAAAAAUUAUCCGGGCGUGAUGGCACGCCUGUAGUCCCAGCUACUUGGGAGGCUGAGGCAGGAGAAUCGCUUGAACCUGGGAGGCGGAGGUUGCAGUGAGCCAAAAUCGUGCCACUGCACUCCAGCCUGGUGACAGAGCAAGGCUCCAUCUCAGAAGAAAAGAAAAAAAAAAAAAACAAAGAGGAAGUUAUGUUGAUAGAAAAUUUUGGCUCAAGUAAGGCAAAUACUUUUUUUUUUCUUAAGCAUUGAGAAUGAGGAUAAGAAGAAAGCUGUUUCUUUGAUUAAACUUAAAUCUUACCUGUGUGCCCAGACCUCCCCACCAGUUCUUAGAUCAUUGGACAGCACCCCCAAUAUUAAGCAUGUAUAAAACUUUUGUAUUUCACUCCAAAUUCAGGAUGGUAUGAAUGGAGAAAGGAGUAACACAUGAGGGAGCUUCGUGGUUAUAGCCGCAUUGCCUUUACCUUUUUGGUAUUAUACUUAUGAUAUCAUAUUUUGCUAUUUUUGUGCGUUUAAACAUGAAAAGUAGUAAAAUAUUAUAGUACAUUUGUAAAAGGGGGAAAAUCACCCCUAGCUUCCACCAUUGUUAUAACUCUUAAGCCUAGCAUUCUCUUGAAUUCUUUCCUCAUAGGCACUUUUUUUCAAAAAGUUCUAAGCAACAUUAUAAACACUGUUGGAAGCUUUUAAAAUUUAACAUAGCAUAAGCAUUUUUUUCAUGUUUUAAAGUAGUUUUCAUAAUUAUACUUCUUUUUGAAAAAUUUUUUAUUGUGAUAAAAUUUACUUUUGUUAUGGAGACAGGGUCUCACUCUUAUCCAGGCCGGAGGGCGGUGAUGCAGUCAUGACUCACUGCAGCCUUGACGUCCCAGGUCCAAGCGAAUCUCCUGCCUCAGCCUCCCGAGUAGCUGGGACUACAGGCACGUGCCACCACGCCCAGCUAAUUUUUGUAUUUUUGGUAGAGACAUGGUUUCACCUUGUUCCCAGGCUGGUUUCGAACUCCUGGGCUCUAGCGAUCUGCCCAUCUUGGCCUCCCAAAAUGCUGGGAUUAUAGGUGUGAGCCACUGUGCCCAGCUAAAAUGUGCCAUUUUAACCAUUUUAAAGUAUACAGUUGGCUCUACAUAUCCACAGGUUCUGCAUGUAAGGACUGAAAACAUUCAAAGAAAAAAAAAUACAACAAAAAUAUAGUAGCACAAUAGCAUUUACGUUUUAUUAGGUAAUAUAAGUAAUCUAGAGAUGAUGUAUAUGAGGGAUGCAUAUGGAUUAUAUGCAAAUAAUAUGCCAUUUUAUAUGAGAGACUUGAACAUUUAAGGAUUUUUUUUAUCUACAUGGGUCUUGGAACCAACCCCCAUCGAUAUUGAGGGACAACUGUAUAAUUCAGUGGCAUUAAGUACGUUCCUGUUGGUGUGCAGCCAUCAUCACUAUCCAUCUCUAGAACUUUUGUUCAUCUUCCCCAACUGAAACUCUGUGCCCAUUAAACACUUCCCUUUUACCCCUUCCCCGGUCUCUGAUAACCACUGUUCUAUUUCUGUGUCUAUAAAUUUGACUACUUCAGAUACCUCAUAUUAGUGGAAUCAUAAAAUACCUGUCUUUUUGUAUCUGGCUUAUUUCACUUAGCAUGAUGUUCUGAAGGUUCAUCCAUGUUGUAGCGUGUGUCAAUGUCCUUCCCUUUCAAGGCUGAAUAAUAUUUCAUUGUAUGUCGAUACACAUUUUGUUAACCCAUUCAUCUGUUUUUUUUUUUUCUAUAAUCCAGGACAGUGCUGAAACCCAUUCAUCUGUUGAUGGACACUGGGUAAUUAAGCUUUUUGAAGACUAUAAUAGGCCAUCAAGUAGAUAAAUCAUACUAGAAGAUGCAAUUUUUGCCCUCAAAGAAUAUUGAAGUUGAUAUGCCAACAUGUCAAACACAGAAGAUGAAAGCAACUAAGUGAUUCCUGGGGCAAGCUGAGUAUCUCCACGUUUAGGUGCACAAAUACUAUUUUGUGAAGAUCUUAAAUUUGUGGUAUAAGAACUUGAAGGAAAUAGAACUGAUUUGUUACUUCUAAAAGAUUUGUAAGACUCCAGGGCCCCCCAACCGUGAAUAAUCUGAUGGUUCCUGAAAUGACUGGGGAAACAGACGCUUCGUAUGGCAGUUGAAGAGUGUGUGUCUAUGUGCAUUUAAAACCUUCUUUCUGUACUUACACAUUCACACGGGAAGACAGGCUUAUUCUUGUGCACACUUGAGAGUUUUACAACUGAUGAAAAUUAAUUUAAGAAUCAGAUGGAGCAACUUGACACCACUGGGCUCAGGAGCCCGGGGAGAAAAAUAUAUCACUAAUGGCCAAUUUUCCAUAUGGUCUGCAUGGGUAAAGAAAGUCUGCAAAAAGAAGAAAAAAAAAUUUGCACAGAUUAAACCACAAAAAUAUUCUGCAGUUUAAAGAAGGAACUAAGUGAGAAGGUGACUGAGAAAGAAGUGUGAUUUCAAACAUUGCAGCGGCUCACACAGUGUUUGUUGCACUUUAUUUUUCAGUGGGUUUGGUGAUUUGGACGGAUUAAAAUUCUAGACUGAAAAGUAACUCCUACUGUGGUUAUGGCUAGAGGAAAGCAAGUUCAAGUAUGAUGGGAUAAGUUUGAAUAAUGAACUGAUUCCUUUCCCCAUCUUAAUUAACUGUAUUUGAGAAAUUUUAAUUUAUUAUUUCCCCCUUUUUUUCCUGCAUCUAUAGGAUAAUAUUGUAAAAUAGCAAUUGAAACCAAUAAUUAUAAAAUAAAUAUCAAGGAAAAUCCAAGCAAAGCUUUCUUUUUUUUGGACUAGUGGUGUGGUGUUUGGAGACAGUCUCUGAAUGUGAACAGGAAAGCACCCAUCAGCAAAACACGAUCACUCUCUAGGGAGACAGUUGGGGGAAUCUGACUGGCUUCUGCUUUUGUUUUAAGGGAUUAUCUUCCUUGUCAACUCCAAGAAGACUUGUGUAUGAGAAGAUUACCUGAUGGACUUAAUUCUAAGAUUAGCUUUUUUCAUCAAGAUGGAAAAAGAUCUUUAGGAGCAGAAAAGGGGAGUGCUAACUGGGGGAGCGAGAAGGGAGACGAGCAAAGAAACAAAAUCUUGCAGCGUGGCUCUGUUUUGUCAGCAAGAGGAUUUAAGACUCACCCACGGCAAACACUGGGACCACUGUAAGAGCGCUGGAACAUUCUGCCUCUUGAGUGAAGGGGCCUUCUUUCUAGCCUCUAUGGCACUGAGGGGUGCGCCGGCUGGUGGAGGAGUAGUCCGAUGGAGCCCUGCGUUCCCCGGGGACACAGGGCCAAGCUUUGAGGUGGAAGGUUUCUGGUUCUGAAACAACAAGGAGAGAGUCUAUUUUUCUUCCUAAAAUUUGGACUCUUGUCUGCACAAACUCUGGUCUGUUUUACACGGUUUGUGUGCCUUUUUUUCCCUUUAUGCAAUCUUUUUCAGCUUUAGCAGCAGAAAUUUGUCUAGUUCAGAAAACAUGCUAGAGGGUGGCUUCAGAAGGAAGAUGAUCCUGUGUAUUCUGUCUCUGCAUCCGAACUUUUGAAGAAAAAAUUUGAGCUAGAGGGAUUCUUAAAGCCUUAAGUUACUUGAAAUCUAUGUAUUUGCAACCGUUUGUCUCUGGAAUCAUAUUACACUAAACUGGAAUCUCAGGCUGAAUGAGAAUAACCAAGUGAAGUAAAAAGAAGAAAACCGUUUCUUGAUCACCACUUAAUUUAACGAUGCUCUUUCUCCAAAGGAUCAGCACGUUCUUCCUCUGAGAACUUGAAAAUAAAAAUGGACCCCAUGUUUUUUUAAGCAUUACCUUUUCUUAGAAGACUGCCAUCAUCUUUUAUAGAGGAAUUUUUUCACUAUGCAUUUGGUGGAUCUUUAUAAAAUACUGACCUUCUAAUUAGAUUCAAGUCAGUCUUAAUUAAAGGGGGAAAAAGGCAACACAAGUCAACCACAAAAACACAUAUACCAAUGAAAGAAAUUGGUUUAAAUUUCACAGCAUUAGCAUUACUUUUUAGGUAAAACAGUUCAUUGCAGAAAGUAUGUAUGCAGCAGUGGAACAUGGGCCUGUGCUUUGCAGCGACUCCAACAUCCUGUGCCUGUCCUGGAAGGGGCGUGUCCCCAAGAGUGAGAAGGAGAAGCCUGUGUGCAGGAGGCGCUACUAUGAGGAAGGCUGGCUGGCCACAGGCAACGGGCGAGGAGUGGUUGGGGUGACUUUCACCUCUAGUCACUGUCGCAGGGACAGGAGUACUCCGCAGAGGAUAAAUUUCAACCUCCGGGGCCACAAUAGUGAGGUUGUGCUGGUGAGGUGGAAUGAGCCCUACCAGAAACUGGCCACGUGCGAUGCGGACGGAGGCAUAUUCGUGUGGAUUCAGUACGAGGGCAGGUGGUCUGUGGAGCUGGUCAACGACCGCGGGGCGCAGGUGAGUGAUUUCACGUGGAGCCAUGAUGGAACUCAAGCACUUAUUUCCUAUCGAGAUGGGUUUGUCCUGGUUGGUUCUGUCAGUGGACAAAGACACUGGUCAUCCGAAAUCAACUUGGAAAGUCAAAUUACGUGUGGCAUAUGGACUCCUGAUGACCAACAGGUUCUGUUUGGCACAGCUGAUGGGCAGGUGAUUGUCAUGGAUUGCCACGGCAGGAUGCUGGCCCACGUCCUCUUGCACGAGUCAGACGGUGUCCUCGGCAUGUCCUGGAACUACCCGAUCUUCCUGGUGGAGGACAGCAGCGAGAGUGACACGGACUCAGAUGACUACGCCCCUCCCCAAGAUGGUCCGGCAGCAUAUCCCAUCCCAGUGCAGAACAUCAAGCCUCUGCUCACCGUCAGCUUCACCUCGGGAGACAUCAGCUUAAUGAACAACUACGAUGACUUGUCUCCCACGGUCAUCCGCUCAGGGCUGAAAGAGGUGGUAGCCCAGUGGUGCACACAGGGGGACUUGCUGGCAGUCGCUGGGAUGGAACGGCAGACCCAGCUUGGUGAGCUUCCCAAUGGUCCCCUUCUGAAGAGUGCCAUGGUCAAGUUCUACAAUGUUCGUGGGGAGCACAUCUUCACACUGGACACUCUCGUGCAGCGCCCCAUCAUCUCCAUCUGCUGGGGUCACCGGGACUCGAGGCUGCUGAUGGCAUCAGGACCAGCCCUGUACGUGGUGCGUGUGGAGCACCGGGUGUCCAGCCUGCAGCUGCUGUGCCAGCAGGCCAUCGCCAGCACCUUGCGUGAGGACAAGGACGUCAGCAAGCUGACUCUGCCCCCCCGCCUCUGCUCCUACCUCUCCACUGCCUUCAUCCCUACCAUCAAGCCCCCAAUUCCAGAUCCGAACAACAUGAGAGACUUUGUCAGCUACCCAUCAGCCGGCAACGAGCGGCUACACUGCACCAUGAAGCGCACAGAGGACGACCCGGAGGUGGGCGGCCCGUGCUACACGCUCUACCUGGAGUACCUGGGCGGGCUUGUGCCCAUCCUCAAAGGGCGGCGCAUCAGCAAGCUGCGGCCGGAGUUUGUCAUCAUGGACCCGCGGACAGAUAGCAAACCAGAUGAAAUCUAUGGGAACAGCUUGAUUUCUACUGUGAUCGACAGCUGCAACUGCUCAGACUCCAGUGACAUUGAGCUGAGUGAUGACUGGGCUGCCAAGAAAUCUCCCAAAAUCUCCAGAGCUAGCAAAUCACCCAAACUCCCAAGGAUCAGCAUUGAGGCCCGCAAGUCCCCCAAGCUGCCCCGGGCUGCUCAGGAGCUCUCCCGGUCCCCGCGGUUGCCCCUGCGCAAGCCCUCUGUGGGCUCGCCCAGCCUGACUCGGAGAGAGUUUCCUUUUGAAGACAUCACUCAGCACAACUAUCUUGCUCAGGUCACGUCUAAUAUCUGGGGAACCAAAUUUAAGAUUGUGGGCUUGGCUGCUUUCCUGCCAACCAACCUCGGUGCAGUAAUCUAUAAAACCAGCCUCCUGCAUCUUCAGCCGCGGCAGAUGACCAUUUAUCUCCCAGAAGUUCGGAAAAUUUCCAUGGACUAUAUUAAUUUACCUGUCUUCAACCCAAAUGUUUUCAGUGAAGAUGAAGAUGAUUUACCAGUGACAGGAACAUCUGGUGUCCCUGAGAACAGCCCACCUUGUACCGUGAACAUCCCUAUUGCACCGAUCCACAGCUCGGCUCAGGCUAUGUCCCCCACGCAGAGCAUAGGGCUGGUGCAGUCCCUACUGGCCAAUCAGAAUGUGCAGCUAGAUGUCCUGACCAACCAGACGACAGCUGUAGGGGCAGCAGAACAUGCAGGUGACAGUGCCACCCAGUACCCAGUCUCCAACCGGUACUCCAAUCCUGGACAGGUGAUUUUCGGAAGCGUGGAAAUGGGCCGCAUCAUUCAGAACCCCCCUCCACUGUCCCUGCCUCCCCCGCCACAGGGGCCCAUGCAGCUGUCCACGGUGGGCCGUGGAGACCGAGACCACGAACACCUGCAGAAGUCAGCCAAGGCCCUGCGGCCAACACCGCAGCUGGCAGCUGAGGGGGACGCGGUGGUCUUUAGUGCCCCCCAGGAGGUCCAGGUGACAAAGAUAAACCCUCCACCCCCGUACCCAGGAACCAUCCCCGCUGCCCCCACCACAGCAGCACCCCCGCCCCCUCUGCCGCCCCCACAGCCCCCAGUGGAUGUGUGCUUGAAGAAGGGCGACUUCUCCCUCUACCCCACGUCAGUGCACUACCAGACCCCCCUGGGCUAUGAGAGGAUCACCACCUUCGACAGCAGUGGCAACGUGGAGGAGGUGUGCCGGCCCCGCACCCGGAUGCUGUGCUCCCAGAACACCUACACCCUCCCCGGCCCGGGUAGCUCCGCCACCUUGAGGCUCACGGCCACUGAGAAGAAGGUCCCCCAGCCCUGCAGCAGUGCCACCCUGAACCGCCUGACCGUCCCUCGCUACUCCCUCCCCAGCGGGGACCCACCCCCGUAUCCUGAAAUUGCCAGCCAGCUGGCCCAGGGGCGGGGGGCUGCCCAGAGGUCCGACAAUAGCCUCAUCCACGCUACCCUGCGGAGGAACAACCGUGAGGCUGCGCUCAAGAUGGCCCAGCUGGCCGACAGCCCACGGGCACCCCUGCAGCCCCUGGCCAAGCCCAAGGGAGGGCCCGGGGGGGUGGUGACACAGCUCCCAGCGCGGCCCCCACCUGCCCUGUACACCUGCAGUCAGUGCAGUGGCACGGGGCCCAGCUCACAGCCCGGAGCCUCCCUGGCGCAUACCGCCAGCGCCUCCCCGUUGGCCUCCCAGUCCUCCUACAGCCUCCUGAGCCCACCCGACAGCGCCCGCGACCGCACUGACUACGUCAACUCCGCCUUUACAGAGGACGAGGCCCUGUCCCAGCACUGUCAGCUUGAGAAGGCCCUGAGGCACCCUCCCCUGCCUGAAGCUGCUGUCACCCUGAAACGGCCACCCCCUUACCAGUGGGACCCCAUGCUGGGUGAGGACGUUUGGGUUCCUCAAGAAAGGACAGCACAGACUUCAGGGCCCAACCCCUUAAAACUGUCCCCUCUAAUGCUGAGUCAGGGCCAGCACCUGGAUGUGUCCCGACUGCCCUUCAUCUCCCCCAAGUCUCCUGCCAGCCCCACUGCCACUUUCCAAACAGGCUAUGGGAUGGGAGUGCCAUAUCCAGGAAGCUAUAACAACUCCCCUUUGCCUGGAGUGCAGGCUCCCUGCUCUCCCAAAGAUGCCCUGUCCCCAACACAGUUUGCACAACAGGAGCCUGCUGUGGUCCUUCAGCCGGUGUACCCACCCAGCCUCUCCUAUUGCACCCUGCCCCCCAUGUACCCAGGAAGCAGCACAUGCUCUAGUUUACAGCUGCCACCUGUCGCCUUGCAUCCAUGGAGUUCCUACAGCGCCUGCCCGCCCAUGCAGAACCCCCAGGGCACUCUCCCCCCAAAGCCACACUUGGUGGUGGAGAAGCCCCUUGUGUCCCCACCACCUGCCGACCUCCAAAGCCACAUGGGCACAGAGGUGAUGGUAGAGACUGCAGACAACUUCCAGGAAGUCCUCUCUCUGACCGAAAGCCCAGUUCCCCAGCGGACAGAAAAAUUUGGAAAGAAGAACCGGAAGCGCCUGGAUAGCCGAGCAGAAGAAGGCAGCGUUCAGGCCAUCACUGAGGGCAAAGUGAAGAAGGAGGCUAGAACUUUGAGUGACUUUAAUUCCCUUAUCUCCAGCCCACACCUGGGGAGAGAGAAGAAGAAAGUGAAGAGUCAGAAAGACCAACUGAAGUCAAAGAAGUUGAAUAAGACAAACGAGUUCCAGGACAGCUCCGAGAGUGAGCCUGAGCUGUUCAUCAGCGGGGAUGAGCUCAUGAACCAGAGCCAGGGCAGCAGAAAGGGCUGGAAGAGCAAGCGCGCCCCACGGGCCACCGGCGAGCUGGAGGAGGCCAAGUGCCGGCGGGCCAGUGAGAAGGAGGACGGGCGGCUGGGCAGCCAAGGCUUCGUGUACGUGAUGGCCAACAAGCAGCCGCUGUGGAAUGAGGCCACCCAGGUCUACCAGCUGGACUUUGGGGGGCGGGUGACCCAGGAGUCUGCCAAGAACUUCCAGAUCGAGUUAGAGGGGCGGCAGGUGAUGCAGUUUGGACGGAUUGAUGGCAAUGCAUACAUUCUAGACUUCCAGUAUCCGUUCUCAGCCGUGCAGGCCUUUGCAGUUGCCCUGGCCAACGUGACUCAGCGCCUCAAAUGAAGAAACUGGUGUGGGGAGGAGAGAGAUGCAGAGAGCCUUUGGAAGAGGUCUUCGGAGAUGCCAGAGGAGCCCUCUAGGGUCCGGAUGCCUGGGAGGACCAGAAGCCAACAGCGAAACUGGAAAAGCCCGGCAGGCCCAGGAGAGGGCGCUGACCUGUGGUCAUCAUUUAUUUGGUUGGGCUUUACUACCUUUUAUUGUCUGUUCUUUUCUUCUUUCAUUUCAGUGGCAUUUGGAAGCAAAGAGUGCUAGGCACCUGCUGUUCUUUCAGGAAACGUAGCUUGGCUGUGGUAAUGCUCUACUGGGCCCUUCAGAAUGAAGACAGACUGCCUUAGAGCCUGCUAUUCUUUUAGACAUAGGGAGGAUGCAUUAUCCUGUAUUCUCCUCCAACAUCACCACUAGCGUAAAAGCAAAAAGCUUUUACAAAACACAGCCAAAAAUUCUCAAGAUACAGGUUCUUGGGGAACGGGAUGGGGACAGCAUUUGAUUUACACUAAUUAUGUUACUCCCCAAAAGGUGACUUAAUUAAUAAAGGGCAUUUGGGCAGACACACUGUGUUGGACCAACAAAAUAGGCUCUUUACAGGAGUGUUCUCACCAGGUAGAAAUGCGAUUUGCUCAUUGAGGAUGUUGGGGAAGGGACGAAGGGUGAAGAAAAAACUGCACAUAUACACAGGUUCACAUCACUCGGCAGACAGCGGUGUGACUCAGCGUGUGACUUGUGGCAGCAGUACGAGGGCUACACUCCUCUGCUGAGGAUGUUUACAUUGAAAGCCUCCACUAGUUUCAUCGUUUGUCAAAGUUCCGUAGGAUCAGUGAUGGUCAUUCAGCAUGACUAGUUCUGGGAGAAGGUGAGAGACAAAAAUGGAAAGAUCCUGGCCUGUGGUAGUGGUAGCAGUUUUCUCAAAUAAUGUGGUGGCAGUCACUAGAUCCUCACAUGCUGAGAAAAAGCCUCUACUCUCUCUGCCCCUUUUACUUUUUAAUCUGGAAUGCAUUACUGUAAACAUGAUCUUUCCUGUGAGAUAUCGUGUUCUAUGCUUUCCCAUUCUAAAAGUGUGGACGAGGCUUGAUUUGAAACCACUCCUUUUCUCCUCUUGGCUACAUUAAAAUUCAGUUGACUACAAAUGCUUUCUAUCAAAUUAGAAAUGUAACCAAAAAAAUGUUAAGUGUUCACCAGGGUAUUAAAAUACAGCAGUAGUCAAAUCUUUGACAAAAUUUUCAUGAUCUUCUCUAACAAAAAAAGCUGUUUAUUAACUGUUCAGACUGUUUACUAAGGAGCUAAACCACUGAGAAACGUUAUUAAAAUUGUAAUACCUAGGUAGUUGACUGAUCACAGUUUGUUAAUUGUAUAAAAAAAGAAUUACCUAGAAUAUCUCUUCCCACUUCCUCCUCCUCGUGAGAACCUGUGGGCAGUAUUCAAGCCCUGAUGACAAAACCCAGUGUUUUUUGUUGUUGUUUUUUGUUUUUGUUUUUGUUUUUCUCAGUUAUUCUUACCUGUGAUGUUGUUGAGGAUCAGGCCCCUCUCCUGGGCCUGCUGUGCAGGAGCACAGGAACUAUCCGCUAGCGUUGGUUCCAAAGUUGCAUUUUAUUUGGAAACAGACAAGUAGAAGAUGCUACAGAAAAGUAUUUUCAAAUUUAAACGUUUUUUUAAACCCGUUUUAGUUAAAAAAUUGGAAAAGAAACCGACCCAUUUUUUUCCCAGAACAAGAUGACAUGACAUCACUCCCGAUUCUCUCCAAACCCCAGAGAAAUACUGACAAAGUUUUCUGAUGUGGCAAAGGACAUUUCCCAUCUAAUACCAGUUUCUCAUUUAUAUUUAAAGUAUUGGACCUGAUAUUUUUAGUGGGUGCAUUCUUCCAGAAAGAAUUCAGCAAUGUUAUCAGAAUUAAUUCUUUUAUAUGAGUUUCUGUAGCUUGAUAGGGUGUUUCAGUGCUUAUUGGUUGUGCAAUAAUGGUUAUAGCCUGUCAGAUAAUUUAAAUGCAAUUCCCCUGUUUUAUCGUUUAGGAGAUAAUUAUUUAUCUUGCUUUUCAUAGUAUUCUUAGGAAUUAUUUUGUUGUUAUGUUUUGGUGAGUUAUGCCCAUUUUAUUUAUUUAGAAAAAUAGUAUCUUUGUAACGACUUACAUGUUCACAGUAUAUUUUGCUGCAAGAAAUAAAGAGGAUAUGAUAGAAGGUGUUUUUUGUUGUUUUUUUUUUUGAGACGGAGUCCCACUCUUGUCACCCAACUAGAGUGUAGUGGCGCAAUCUCGGCUCACUGCAACCUCUGACUCCAGGGUUCAAGUGAUUAUUUUGCCUCAGCCUCCUGAGCAGCUGGGAUUACAGACACCUGCCAACACGCCAGGCUAAUGUUUUUGUAUUUUUAAUAGAGAUGGGGUUUUGCCAUGUUGGCCAGGCUGGUCUUGAACUCCUGACCUCAGGUGAUCCACCUGCCUCGGCCUCCCAAAGUGCUGGGAUUACAGACGUGACACCACUCCUGGCCCAUAGAAGGUUUUUUGCUGGACAAUUUGUAACUUUUCUAAUUGGGAAAAAAUUCCUAUUAAUCAUUUAAAAAUCUUUUUUGUAUUUUGUGUUAUUGAUUAUAUACAAAGGAGACUUUUUUUGAGAUAGCACUCAAAUAGUAUUCUCUCUUCUUUUAAAAAUUUUAUUUUUAUCUGAAAAUAAAAGUUGAUCUGAAAUAAAAAGGGGAGACCUAUUAGAAUGAGGAGUAGCCAAAGAAAGUUAUUAGGUGAUAAGCUUCACUUUUUGUGUUCUCGUUGUUUUUGAGAUAUAAAGACCCUGAAAAAGCCCAUUUUAGAACCUGUUUAAUAAGAGCAAAUACAGGGGAAAAUCUUUGAAAUGAAAGCUACAAAUAGGUGAGAAGAAAAAAAUGGAUUUUUUAGCAAAUAAUUAACUAAGCUUCUAAAUUCCUAGCUCACUCCCCCAAAGGCGUUUUCCCCCGAUGGAGGCACAGGCUUCUGUCUCGGAUGUUUGGCGCAUGUGAGUUUGUAACGGAGUGACCCCGGCAGCCACUGCUCACCUCCCCUCUACGCAGGGGCCUGAAAAGAGGGGCUGCCCUCCUGCGCCAAGGCAGACAUAAGCUGCGGGCUGUGCGGUCCUAGUAGGGUGACUUUUCAGUUAAUAGUGGUGGUCUUAUUUUCAACUCUCCUUUCAUUCAGUCAGGCUCUGUUGACUAAAUACGACGAAAAUUCAUACUUUAUGCAGGAGAUUUCUAAAAAUCUAAUGUUUAUUAAUAGUUUAUGAAUAUCAGGAUACCUCACUGAAUCCCUAAAUUUAGAAGCAGUCCAGUAAAAGGUUAACUGUAUAAAGAAUCUAUGACUUUUUGAGGGAAGUGUGAUAUAUUAACAAAUAUAACCAAUUCUAAAUUUGUUUUAGCUCUAACCUCAUCAAACCAAAGGCACAGAUUUGUGUACAGUAUACCCAUUGAAUGUAUAUCCUGAGAAAAAUUGGGGCCAAAGAAGCAGGAAAAUCUCAAAGCUCUAAUGGCAGCAUAAAUCAAAGAAUUUCACAGGCUAAUAUUUUUUAUCCAUAGUCAUAGCUCCCUUGUCAAGUGUCCUACAAGGACAUGGAAGAAUGUGUUAUGUUCAUCUUGUAAUCAUAGCAAAAAGUCAGGAAACCCCAGGGUCAAGCCUGCUCUGCCACAAGGUUGGAGGGUGAUCUUGGGCAAGUCCCUGGGGCUGGCUAGGCCUCCACUUGUCCAUCUGUGAAAUGAAAGGGUCAGCCUGGACAGCCCUCUAAACUCCCUUACAGCUCACAGCCUAACAGCGCAGCACUGAACAGCCUCAUCAUUCCACUUUUCAUGGGAAAUAUAUUUCACAACAUUGCCUUUGUGUAGAGAAAUAUUUCUUUUCCCGUGUUAAUGAGCUAUGUACUGAAUAUAAACCAGUGCAUUUAAAGUAAUAUUUUUAGAAAGUGCACCUCUAAAUGUGUUUGGAAUUGUGUUUGUUCUCAUAGAAUAUACAAAAGUACUGAUUCUAGGUAAGACAGGAGUCUCCACGGGUGUGCCCUGCUCAGCUGGAUAUCCAUGAGAACAGCCCUGAAAUAAGUCACUACUUGUCCCCAAAACCACAGGAAUAUAUACCUAGGUCACCUCAAAUUCCUGAGUGUACUCUGCCAUGUUACACGGUCUUCAAAUUCAAAAGGUUUCUUGAAAAGGAAAGUUUGGCCCAGCAACUGUGGAGGAGGAGUCCAUGGUGUCGCCGUGUGCCUGUAUCAUUUGGCCAAGUCAAUGGCUUGUAAGCAAAGUUAGUGAAGACAAAAAUGUGUCCAAAAUGUCGUUUGAGUUCCUGGCAUUUCUGUAAUAGCACACAACUCAGAACUCUUCAGCAUUUGUGUGAUUCCUUACCUCUGGCUGAUAAAACUCUGAUGGGUUGUGGCUUACUUUGUUUCCAUUUUCUUUGGCUUUGUGCAAUUUUUGUGUAACUUUACUUGUACCUAUAUUUUCUGUUUACAGUUCUUUUUAAGGGGAGGGGUAGGGUUCUAAGAUCUUGUUGUUUAUUGUAGAUAAAAAUUUUUUCGUGUUGUAGAAAAGCAUGGGUUAUGCGUUUGACUGAAAAAGGCACUGUAUUAUUUACCAAAGGGGUAUUGUUUUUGCAUUUGUUUAUAAAUGCAUUAUUUUGGUACUGUAAAUUUGGACAUAAUUUCUGAGUUUAUUACUACUGGCAUUUUCUUUUUCCCCCUUUUUUUUAACCGUAAGUGCGCGAUGCAGGUGCAUAGGUCCCAGACCAAACUAGACCACCAGCAUGUUCAUGUCCAGACCUCGGCAGUGGCGUGCACUGCUUGUGCACCUCAGUUCCUCCGGUGUUGGUUUGUUUGUUUUUUAAUUCAGCAUCCUGCUUUGUUUUACCUUCCAAGCAAGAUCUGUUGCGAUUCCCAAAUGCGUUUUAAUGAGCUCAUCCUUAUUUGCCUCUCUUCUUAUGUAUUUUGUGUAUUAGAUUGUGCAGGAGAUAUUCUAGAAGGCAUUAAUGGUUUGCAUUUAAAACGAUGUGGUUUGUCCAAGUUAUUUUCUGUCUUUAUUACUGAAUGGAUUAAUCUCCUUAUUUUUUUCUUGAUGAUUUGAAGUUGUAAGAGUUGUCCAGCUAUUGCUUAAUAAAAUUUUGCAGAUCAAAAAAA